ACAAUUUCCCCGUCACUCGACGGAGUCAUGGAGAACGUCUCUACUGAAUACAUUCAGAGCGUCGUGCCAGGUGAUGAGGGUGAUGAGAAGUUUAAGAAAAAUGACGACAUCUUAUUCUACAGGCGACAGAAAGAUAAAGCAGUGAUUCAGUACUUUGCCUUCUUGGAGACUUUAGUACUAACAGAUAGAGGGGUCAGUCUGGAGCUCUGUAAGCAAGACUCUCAGGACUGGCUGUGUCUUCAAAUAUGGGCGACCCAAAAUGGAAUGGUCAGAGUUUCUAUCGAUGAACUACAGCCAAUAAAACCACGGUACCAGGUUUCAGACGUUCUGAUUGGAGAGCUGAAAUAUGACCGGCUUCGAGUUCAAUGGAAGAGAGAAAGCUGUGUGUGUCUAACUUGGGGUCUGGGACAGUACCAGCUCCUCAUUUCAGCUUCACCUUUUAGACUGGAGGUUUCCUGUGAUGCAGAAGAGAUUGUCACACUCAAUCCAGGAAACAGACUUUACUUUGAGACUCUGCAGGAUCCAACAAAAAAGUCAUCUUCGAGUUCAUGUCAGGGUGAGGAAGAUCCAUAUGUACUGUGGAAGGAAACAUUCAGAAAAUUUCAGGACAUCAAGGCAAACGGUCCCAGUUCUGUGGGUAUGGACAUACGUCUCCAUGGAUUCAGCCAUACAUAUGGUCUUCCUGAACAUGCCGAUACUCUGCUGUUAAAGGACACAAGUGUCACAGAGGCAUAUCGGCUGUACAACUUGGAUGUGUUUGCCUAUGACAUCAAUAGCAGGUUGGGCCUUUACGGCUCUGUUCCUCUCCUGCUUGCCCACAAGCCAGAGAAAACCAUUGGAGUGUUCUGGCUGAACGCGUCUGAGACUCUGGUUGAUAUCCAGUACAAUCCAAAAUCAAACAAGGAAGAGGAUGAACCGUCAGGGAAGACAAGGAAGAUCACCCCUCAGACUGAUGUUAGGUGGAUAUCAGAGAGUGGUGCAAUCGACUGUUUUAUUUUGCUGGGACCCACACCUGCCCAUGUGUUCUCUCAGUACGCUCAACUUACAGGUUACCAGGCUCUUCCUCCACUCUUCUCUUUGGGAUAUCAUCAAUGCCGCUGGAACUACGAGGACGAGGCAGACGUGAAAGCUGUGGAUGCUGGAUUUGACCUCCACAGUAUUCCCUAUGAUGUCAUAUGGUUGGACAUAGAGCACACAAAUGGGAAGCGCUAUUUCACCUGGGACUCCAAGCUCUUUCCCAAUCCAGCAGAACUACAGCGCCACCUGCAGGAGAAGAAGAGGAAGUUGGUGGUUAUAAGUGACCCUCACAUCAAGAUUGAUCCUGACUGGUCAUUUUUUUGUGAAGCUAAAGAAGGUGGCCAUUUUGUGAAGAACAGAGAAGGUGCUGUGUAUGAAGGAACAUGUUGGCCAGGUGAAUCCUGUUAUCUGGACUUUAGCAGCUCAAAGACGAGGUCAUGGUAUGCCAGACAGUUCUCUCUAAACACAUAUGAAGGGUCAACUGAAUCUUUGUUCGUGUGGAACGACAUGAAUGAACCUUCUGUCUUUAAUGGGCCAGAGCAGACAAUGCCAAAAGAUGCAGUGCACCAUGGAGGUUGGGAGCAUAGGGAGCUACACAACCUGUAUGGGUUUUAUCAGCAUAUGGCUACAUUUGAAGGAUUAUUAACCCGUUCAGGUGGCAUGGAGAGGCCGUUUGUGCUUUCACGCUCUUUCUUUGCUGGGUCUCAAAGAUUGGGUGCAAUAUGGACUGGGGAUAAUGUUGCUACUUGGGAGUACUUGAAGAUUUCAAUACCGAUGCUGCUGUCGCUGAGUUUGACAGGAAUACAGUUUUGUGGAGCUGAUGUAGGAGGCUUCUUUCAGGAUCCGGAUCCUGAGCUGCUGGUCCGCUGGUAUCAGGCAGGGGCUCUCCAGCCAUUUUUCAGAGGACAUUCAGCUAAAGUCACCAAACGCCGUGAACCAUGGCUGUUUGGGAAUGAUGUCACCUCUGCAGUCCGUUCUGCUAUUCAGCAGAGAUACUGUCUCCUGCCGUACUGGUACACUCUGUUUCACCAAGCACACACAUCAGCCCUGCCUCCAAUCAGACCUCUUUGGAUAGAGUUUCCUAAAGACCCAAGCACAUAUGCUGUGGAGAACCAGUACAUGAUUGGCAGUGCACUCCUUGUGUGCCCUGUGACUGACCCUGGGGUCACAGAAGUCAAAGUUUUGCUGCCAGGGUCUGAUGAGCUGUGGUAUGAUGCAAACACCACUGAGGUACACAAAGGAGGCAGAACUGUGGAUUUCCCAGUGACUCUGAGCACAGUACCCGUGUUCCAGCGUGGGGGGACAGUGGUGCCUAGGAGAGCAGGUUGUGGGUCGAGUACAGCUGACUUACAGCAGCAUCCAAUAACUCUCACUGUGGCCCUGGACUCUAAGGGCAAUGCUGAUGGACUUCUCUAUCUAGAUGAUGGCCACUCUUUCAGUUACAGAGACAGGAUGCAAUUCUGCUUGCGCCGUUAUAGCAUGCGGGCAGGCAAACUUGUCAGCAGCUGUGCAGAUGAUAAAGGCUUGUUUGUCUCAGAUGACAAAGUGGAAUCAGUGGUCAUUCUUGGUCAGAAUAGUUCGAAAAGGAAACCUAAGCUCAAAUCAGGUGCAAGAAAGACUCCAGUCAUGUUUAGGUUUGAACCAAAACAACGUGUACUGACUUUGAGUGGCCUGGGCCUGGGAAUACACCAAGACUGGGAAAUAACAAUAUAGUGGAUCUUUUAUUUUUAAAAUUGUAUUAGUUUUAUUUUUUAUUUUUUAUGUUUUGUUCAUUAAAACAAAGCAGCCAAUAUUUAAUGCAGUUUUUAAUGAAAAAUGGAAUAUAAGCCAUUUUUCCUUUGCCAGACUUAAAUGAAAUUGUAAAUUAUAACAUUAUGGCAUGAUAUUUUGUUUUCAAAAUAGACAAAAACUUGAUUUGGAAAAGAAAACACUUGAUUUCUAAAUAAAGAAUU
This is a messenger RNA of Myxocyprinus asiaticus (Chinese sucker), 2969 nucleotides long. It is a transcript of the gene ganc, whose product is annotated as glucosidase, alpha; neutral C. NCBI's taxonomy places the organism in Eukaryota, Metazoa, Chordata, Actinopteri, Cypriniformes, Catostomidae. The record is from RefSeq and is a predicted model, not a curated record. Gene Ontology annotation, molecular function: carbohydrate binding; alpha-1,4-glucosidase activity. The transcript is spliced from 24 exons. Gene Ontology annotation, biological process: carbohydrate metabolic process; N-glycan processing. Bases 28 to 2730 code for a protein of 900 amino acids.